Molecule: messenger RNA, 4359 nt
Organism: Rotaria sp. Silwood2
Lineage: Eukaryota; Metazoa; Rotifera; Eurotatoria; Philodinida; Philodinidae
Source: the annotation of a GenBank genome assembly
AUGGACAAUAUUAGGGAUGAUGUAAUCUAUCCACUUGACAUAAGUUCACUUAAUCGAUAUUUUAUUCAAUUGAUUUCUUGCGCUGAUGAUUAUCAAUUUCAAGAAUUGAUUAGAACAUUUUUACCAAUACUUAUUCAAAGUAUUGAAGUACAAACAGAUGAUUUUAGAAAAAAAGCAGUUGAAGUUUUUAUACAUAUCAAUAAACGUGUCAAAACUCGACCAGAAAUUCAAAUUCCAGUGAAAAGUCUUUUAGAAAUAUUUACAACAUCAACACAAUGUUCACCAUUUGCUUCUAAUUUUUCUAUAAUGUAUAUUAAAAUGGGCUUUAUGCGUUUAAAACCUGAUUAUCAAAUUGAAUUAAUACCUCUUCUUUUUCAAUCAUUAACAAAUCGAUCAAUUCCUCAUCAAGAGUUACUUAUGGGUCUUAUUGUUUAUGCUUUACAAUAUGUUAAAAUUAUUCCAAAUAUGAAUGAAAAUAUUAUUAAAUAUGGCCUUACUGAUCAACCAAUAAUUCGAAAUUUAUUUCUUAAUUUUCUUCUCAAUAUUAUUCUUUUACCUUACAAAUUUGAAGAGAGUAAACCUCGGAAUACGACUAGAACUACUCAACGAUCAUAUAUUGAACCUUCUCAAGCACCUGUUGAUGAAGUACUUUUUUCAACAAUGGAUGAUGCACCCAGUAAAGAAGCAGAAGUAUUUAAACAGCCAUAUCCAUGUAUGAAUGAACAAUUAUAUAAUCGAAUAACUGAAGCCAUACAAACUGAUGAUUUAAAUCAAGUUGAAAAACUUAAAGUUGCAAUAUUAAAAUUUCUAAAUGGAAAUAUUUAUUCAGAAAAUGAUAUAAUAUUUCAUUUUGUAUUAGCAACAGCUGAUUCAAGAUACUCUGUUGUUUUAGCUGCUGAACAUGAUAUAAAACGUUUAACAGUUGCUGUUGAUUGGAAUUCAAUGCAACAUGUACAAAGUUUAUUUGAAUUCUUUUUAGGAACAUCAAAAACAAUUAAACAACAAAAUGCAGAUUUAAUUCGUAAUCCAUCAAAUACUCGAAUACGUUUAAAACUUUAUUCUUAUUUACUUAAAUCACGAACAGCUAGUACAAUUUUUCCACAUGCAAUUCAAAUUCUUUAUGAAAGUCUUUUUGGUAAUUCAACAAAUGUUCGUAUUAAAUAUUUUUCAUUACAAUUUGCACAAAAUAUGAUUCAAAAUGCGGAAUUAAAUAGUCUUGUUGGUGUAUCAAAAUUAAUAUUACAUGCAUUGGAAAAAAUUCUUAUUACAGAAACAAAUAAAACACAUGAUGCAUCACGUUUAAGAAGUUUAACAUAUGUUUUAAUUGGUAAACUUUCAUAUCGUGUACCAAAAUUAUUUUCUGAUGAUAUUAGAUUAACACAACAAUUUUUUGAAGCAUUAAAAACAGAAGAUAAUGAAUGUUGUUUAAAUAUUCAAGAAGCUCUAACAAGUUUAAAUAAUCGAUAUUUUAACAUUUUGCUAUGUGAUAUAGAAAAUGCAAUGUUACAUGAUGAUUAUCAUCGUGUACGAGCUGAUGCUAUUCGAACUCUUGUUUUUGCAAUAUCAUCUGUAAAAAAUAUAAACCAAGAAAAUGCCGAUCUUUUUAGUGAAUAUCUUUUUCCAACAUUGUCAACACCAAAUAUUCAAGAUGAUUGUUAUGUUCGAUCAAAUCUUGCGAAAUAUUUAUCUAUACUUGCUGAACAUUCAUUAAGAUUUUUAGAAAAAACUUAUUUAAUUGAAGAACGAAAUCAUACAAUAAAUAAUGAUCAUUUUAAAGUUUAUGAAGAAGAAUUAAAAAGUGUUCAAACAUGGAUGCAAGGUAAAUUUGGUGAUCUUAUACAUGGUGAAAAUGGUGAUCAAAAUGGACAAUUAGCUGAAGCUGUUUGUCGAUCGGAUCUUAUACGUUUAUGUACAUUUUUUGGCAAACGAAAAACGAUUGAAGUUAUCUGCGGACAUUUGACAACAUUAUUAAGUCAACCAAAUUGGCGUUUACGUGCAGCAUUAUUUGAUAGUCUUGUUACUGUUGCUUCCUAUAUUGGACUUGAAAGUGAACUAUUCAUUUUACCAUUAUUAAAUCAAGGAUUAGUUGAUGAAGAAGAAUUUGUUGUUUAUCGAGUAUUAAAAGCACUUGCUUGUUUUGUUCGUUUAUCAUUAUUAAAACGUAAAACAAUUUAUGAAUUUCUUCGACAAGUUGCACCACUUAUUUGUCAUCCAAACCUUUGGCUUCGAUUAAGUGUUAUUGAAUUCAUAAAUAGUAUUUGUGAAAAGUCUCAUUUGGCUGAUGUACAUGGAUUUGUUAUACCGGUGAUUGAACGAUUCUUUAAAUUUCCAGUUGUUCAAGUUGAAAAUCCUGUACAACCAUUAUCACGUGAAUUAUUUGAACAUGUUCAAAAAAUUGAAAUAAAAGAAAAUUUAUUUCGAUAUUUAACUGAUCGAUCUAAUGUUCGACAAAUGACAGGUAGUGGAUUAAAACCAGCUUAUAUUGAAUCUAAUGAUUCUGUUCUUCGUGAUGCAUUUGAAAGAUUAACUGAAUUAGGAAUGAAAGAAGAAGAUGAAGAUAAAAUUUUAGCAUUAAAAUUUUUUGUUAAACAAAUACCACAAAAUAAAUUAAAUUCAAGUGCAUCAACUGAAACUACAGCUCGACCAGGUACAGUUUAUAUAAAAACUCCACCAGGACGACGACUUGAUUUAAGUUUAAAUAUAAAUCGAACUAAUAAUGAAAAUUAUUCAACAAGAAAUAUUAAUAAUGAUGCUUCCGAUUGGUCGGAAAUGUUUGGUGCUGUAACAAUGCAAAUUGCAAAUCAAGAAGACAAUAUUCCAACUAGUUUAACAAUCAAUCCAAAUGAUAAAACAAUAAAUGAAAAUAAUGAUGAAGCUAUGUUAAUUGAUACAAUGCAAUAUCAAUUACCAUCAACAGAAAAUAUAACACAACAUCGACCACAUGUUUUUCUUGAACCAUCAUCAAAAAUAAUAAGAACAGGUCUUCGAUUACAAUGUUUAACUGAACAAAAUAAUUUAUUAUUAAAACAUGAAGCUAUCUAUCGUGAAGAUUGUCAACGUGCUAAAUUACUUAAACAUUGUGUACCGACCAAUGUUUAUGAAAUAUCGGAUCAAAAACUUUGGACACCACAAGGUAUUCUUCUUGGUCAUAUUCAUUUACAUAGUGGAAAAAUUACAAAAUUAGCAUCCAGUCUUGUUUCUCCAUCAAUUAAUUAUACGCAACUUUUUGCUACCGGUGAUACAAAAGGAGCUAUUCGAUUAUGGGAUAUAAAUCAAUUUCAAAAAUCUCUUAUCUUUCGACCAUCACGAGCUAUUCGUGGAACAGGAUCAUCUGUUCGAGGUUUAGCAUUUACAUCGGAUAAUAAUUUAAAUCUUGCAUCUUUAAAUGAAAAUGGACAAUUGAAUAUAUAUGAUCUUAAUUCUCCAACAUCUGAUAUUCGUGAAUCAUUUUAUAAUUUAAAAUUAGAUGUUACUGAUGUUGGUGUACCAGUUGAUUUGAAAUAUUUUAAUACUGGUUCGCAAGAUAUUUUAGCAUUAGCCACAUCACAAGGUUUAAUUGUUGGAAUUGAUGCAAGAUGUUCAACGCCUGUUUUUCGAUUUAAAAAUGAUUUAAAUCAUCGUUUAAUAACUGCACUUGAAGUCGAUGAACUUCAAUCAUGGUUAGCUGUAGGCACUGGUAGUGGAUUUAUUGAUAUAUGGGAUAUGCGUUUUCAAUUAUGUAUUCAAGGAAUAAGACAUUCAACAGGUGCACGUGUUAUAAGUUUACUUCGUCAUCAGGAUCAACCGAGUAGUUUGAUUAGUUCAUUUCAAGGUAAUAAUGAAGUAGCUGUAUGGAAUAUUGAUAAACCUCAAAUACGACAAAAAGCUUUUUGGCCAUCACCAGUCACACCACUUUCAUUAACACAGUCACUUAAUCAUUAUAUUGCAUCAAUGUAUUUAUGGAAAAAUGAUGGAUGUAUAUCAUUACUUUGUGCUGGAACAGAUAUGCGUAUAAGAAAUUGGAAUUUAAGUCAACCAAUGCGAUCAUAUAUUGUAUGUCGAGGACCAGCUGAUGAUGAUGUUUUAACUGCACGUUAUCAACCAAAAACAAUUGAAGGUGUUGAAGUAACUAUUGAAGAAUAUCAUAGACGUAAACAUCCAUCAUCGCCACCAAUAGUAACACAAUUGCCAAGCGCAUCGCCAACAUCAUCAUCUGCCACAACAACAACAACAACAGAAAUUAAAACAACAAAGUCAAGUGCAACUAUUCCACCAGCACAUACUGAUACAGUUACAUCAAUGCAAUUAGUUAUAUCCAAAGAACGUACACCUUAUUUAAUAACUGUUUCAUGUGAUGCUGUGGUGAAAAUAUGGAAAUAA